Rhipicephalus microplus (southern cattle tick) is the source of this 6743-nucleotide messenger RNA. RefSeq lists its product as uncharacterized. The record is from RefSeq and is a predicted model, not a curated record. NCBI's taxonomy places the organism in Eukaryota, Metazoa, Arthropoda, Arachnida, Ixodida, Ixodidae.
AUGGCUCUUGCAGCCGACAACCCUCAAGACAAUGCAUUCACCGUCUCCCUCAUCCAAGUAAAUGCAUUCACCGUCUUCCUCAUCCAACUUGACAAGCAGUUCUUCAGCUGGAACUGCCUUUUGACGCCGCCGUCGCCUGUGAUGCUUAAAGCCACCUUUGUGCAACCGAGUUCCUGCAUCUUCCGCCGCAAGCCGAGAUUUGCUGUGCAAGGAAAGGAUCCAGCGAACUUCCAGCAGCUGUCGUGGGGCACACGGAAGCCACGCCGACACAAGCCCAGGGCACAUUCAACGUCAUUGGAAAAGAUUGGGGAACCCGGCUUUGGAAAGCAAGAGGUCCACGUUACCGCUGCUUCUGGGUCCCAUUUGGCAGAGAAGAAGAGGCCCGCCACAGCAGUCAAUACACACACACUCGUUGUCGAGUGUGGCACCGUGAAAGCUCCAGAUGGUGAAGGUGCAGCCACCACUGCCAUAGAGUCAUUUAGGGUAGACAAGCAGUACCUGCCAGAGCCCACUGAGGACUGUGCCAUGCGGGAUGACUAUACCGGACCUGCCAAACCCCAAACACAGGACAAGCAGUGCCAUUCCCUCGCAAGUAAUACCUCACAAGGUUCACCGACAGGGAAGCCUGUGACAAAAAUUGGUUCGAGCUUUGAAGACCUGCGCUAUUACAAGAUCCCAAAGAUAAAACAACAGGUGCCAUCAACUAAGGAACAUUGCAGUGAUAUAUCCAGAACCUGCCCCUCGCUUGUGGACGAAAUAAUAAAGGACAUGGACAAGGCUUACCCAAAGAUCUCUGGGUGCUACGUUUCGGGCAGCAACUACUGUCCCCAUCGAAAUCAAGUUAAUGAGAUGCCCAAGAGCCCUGCAAAGUGCCCACUUGAAGACAAUCAGAGCCUAUCGAAGUCUGCUAACAUCGACUGUGCACCAGUGAGCAGUCAGAUCAACCAGAAAAAACAAAUGAAGAUUUGCACUGUGUGCAAACGCAAAAAUGUUUCUGAGAGAGUAGGUCAAGGAACCUGUGUCAGGUGCUCUCUUUACGAGGAGAUUAACAAUGAACAGGCUGCAAUGAAAGAGCAGGGGAGGAAGCAGAGGCUAGCUGUUUGUGAACCAGUUAUGCCAGCUGAACUAUCAGCACGUCGAAGCUCGUCAGAUGUUGAGAACAAGGAGAUGGUGGCUAAAAUCCCAACCAGGCCAAGGUCCAGAUCCAAAUCAAAAUCGAGGACCAGCAACAUAGAUACAGUGGGCAGUGCAGCACUGCAGGCAAAUGAGCACGAAAGUAUUUUCAAAAAAAGAAAACGCAAGACCUGCUAUCUUACAAAGCCUAUCAUCUCAUCUAGUGACCAUUCUUCCAGCAGUGAAGAUGAUGUCUGCGUUGUGGCUGCGAGUGCUGGUAGUGCGAGUUUGCCACUGUCUGAGCAGGCUAGGCCACAACGCAAAUGCAGGGCCCUCAGUGAAAGUCCACAGAAUAUGAGAGGAGAGCCACCCCGAAAGGGUAUCGGUGAGAUUUCUGAGAAGCCUCUGACUACCGGUUCCAAAAAUGGCAAAGCAGAAGCGAAGCUUCAGCGAUCGCAAAGUAAGACAGCCAAACCGAAGGCUCAGCUGAAUAAAUGUAAAGGGAGCGAAGAAGAGAAGCAAAGGCGGCUAGUGAUGAGAAAAGCAUGGAGAAAAGCAAAGGACACAGAUGACUAUUUGACAACGCUGGGUGAACUAGAGAAGUGCACGAAAAGAAGGAAGACUCUUUGUACGAUAGCCAAGGAAAGCGAAAAGCCUGAAGAGUGUAAAACCAGGAGUGGUGGCCACACUGAUGCAAAACGUGCUCUUGGAGAGCAUGAACAGCUUCAAAGUGUAAAGGGUGAGUGCACUGAUGGGAAAAGUGCAAUUGAAGAGUGUGAACAGCUUGAAAAGGUGACGGGUGACCAUGCUCUUGGAGAGCGUGAACAGCCUAAAAGUGUUAAGGGUGACUGCACUGAUGGGAAACGUACAAUUGAAGAACAUGAACAGCUUGAAAGGGUUAGGGGUGACCAUACUGGUGUAAAACCUACAGCUUUUGGAGAGCAUGAACAGCCUAAACGUGUUAAGGGUGACUGCACUGAUGGAAAACGUACAAUUGAAGAACAUGAACAGCUUGAAAGGGUUAGGGGUGACCGUACUGGUGUAAAACCUACACUCGAAGAGCGUGAACAGAUAGAAAGUGCUAAGGGUGACUGCACUGAGGCAAAAGAAGCAUUUGAAAAACGUGAACAGCUUGCAAAUUUAAAUGGUGACCAUGCUGAUGCAGAGCCUCAACUUGAAGAGCAUGAACAGUUUAAAAGCAAUAAGGGUGACCAUACUGAGCUCGCACAUGCAUCAGAAUCAGCAUCUGCAAAGCAAAGUGGUGAAGUUGCCAUUGAUAUGUGCAGACUUGCUGCAGAUUCUUUAGUCUUGGCAAGUAGUCCAGCGUUAGUGGUUGCGUCAUGCUGUAGUCUCAGCUUGACAGACUGGGAAAGCAUGGCAAAUGAUUCAGACAACAGUAUAAACUCCGAGGUGGUUAGAAGCGUAGUUACCAAAGUCACGCCUGCUUACAGCUUGCCAAGUGAUGGGCCUCUGUCAGACGUCCAUGCAUCAACAAGUUUUAGGAAGUGUGCUGAAAAGGCAGUUUUACCUUCUGCAGUGGUCACUGAUCCUUCUACUGUCACAUUUAAUGAGAAGCCUGUUGAUGCAGCAGUGAAGUGUCCCAUGAGACUGCCAUUCCUGCUAUCUUUUGAGGACGAUGGUACAAUGUCUGUCACUAUUCGAGACAGUGAUUGUGUCAGUAAUCAAGAGAAAGGUUUCCCUACAAAUGAAGUGGGUGGGCUGGGGCUGCAGCCUCAGGAAGUUGGGCCUUCCUCUUCCAGUGACGCAGACUAUGUGUCUGCUUUUAUAGCUAGCUUGCAGGAGAGUGGUUUCAAUUUAAACCAAGGACAGGCCGUUAGGAAGUCUCAUCUUGACAAAGAGCAUGCUUUGACAGACACACACACAAAGAAAACAGGAACAAAGAAAAAAAGAACAAAGGCUGAGGAACCUAUUUCAUCAAAACAAGAGGAACCUGAUGCAUUAUCUACUUUUGCAUUGCAACCCUUGCCUUGCCUCAACAGUGACAGCGAGAUCACAGCAGAUACAGCUGCCCCGAGUGGAUGUGAUGACCUCUUGUCUUCAAGGGUGGCUCAGUUGCACUUGGAUUCAUUGCACACAGUUUCAUCUUGUGUGCACCCAACUCAGGUGAACAGUCAAAGGUUCAGAAAUGCUUUACUGCAGAAUUUUCGGGAUUCUAGUGAUACAGCCAAGUCAGUGAGGUCUUUGGCAGGAAAUAUGGACAGUUCAGGUAGCAAUGCCUCGCUUGACAUAGUCUCUCUGGUGGACACUGUCUUAGUGAUAUCAAAGGAUGCUGUUGGCACCACUGACAAAGGCCAUGCUGGCCAAGGAGGCGUGCUGUGUCAGCUGCUGGAUGAGUACGUCAAAAAUAUAGAGGGAUUUCUCAUGUCCCUAUCUGAAUGUGCACCAAGCUAUCGUGAUAAAUUGGUCAGUGCCCUGUUGCCUCACGGCAUUGUCGGAUUGAAGACAAUCAUUCAGCUGGUGUGGAAAAUGGAGGCUGAAUUACAGUUUCUAGGAAGAGACAGAGUCUCGGACCUAGACAAAGGCAUCUUCUCGCUGCUCAUGGAACAGGCGGAUAGCCUCUCGAAGACUACUACAGAGCAAGACCUGCCGGCCUUUAUGACGAUUGAGGCGUGCAUUGAGCCUCAGCUACCGACUCUGGCCGAUCCACCUGGUGAGCCAGUGGCAGAUGACGAGCAGCGUACUAACUGCAAUGAUGUACUCGAACACCGCACAAAGUCAAACCCUGCAGCAGAUGUGACUUCAGAGGCAGUUGGCCAGCUUGGGAGAGCAGAGGCAUCGCCAGUUUCUGUUGCUUCUUCUGUGGAUUUCUGUGCGACAGAAAAUUCGGAUGAUGAUGAAAUUAUAAUUGUUGAUGAUGCUGAUCAUGAGGGGCUGAUGACUGAUGCACUGACAGCAAGUCCACAGGGGACAUUAACCGGGGUGCAAAGGAACAGGAUUCAAAGACUUGGCAGCAUCUCUGGGCUGCGGCAGCCAUCGAAGACCGUGUCAGGAAAGGAUGAAAUCGCUAGCCAACCAAAGUCGCUACAAGCAGGGACAGUUGACGUGGCAGUUCAAGGCACAGCACAUACUGCAGCUGCUGUUGAUGUCCCUCCCGUUGAGCAAGGACAGCUGAGCAUGGGGAUCACUUGUCCACCACAUGCUGCCACAGGAAUUGUCCAGAAUCUCGUUUUUGACAAGCCCCUGACAGGGAAGCCGAAAAAUCUGGAUGCUGCUUCUAGUGCCAAGGUCUCCCAAGUGGUCAAUGCAAAGGAGGCCCCCAGAGUACCAACAGAUACAGCGGUUGCAGUUGCAGCAACUCGAAAUAAACAGCUCUGAUAAGUACAGACUCCCAUUCACGGAAAAGACUGUUGAAUGUAGACAGCAGAGGUGGGAUCAGGGACCAAAAAUGGCACCUAGUGUGAACCAGCAUUCAGUGCUUUACGCUGGAAUGGAGCUGGACCUAAGUAUGCAAGGCAGACAGCAGCCAGACAGGAGUGCACUUCGAAGCCCAUUAGGGUGUCGUCCAAGAGGAAAUGUGAGUGACACUUGCAGCACAGCCCAGCACAGCACCCAGGCACCAAAGAGGAAAGUUGCCAAAGUGAGCAGCCAGCAAGCCAUUCUACAAGGCGUUCUUUCAAGUCAAAGCUCUAGGCAAGGACAGCUGGCAUAUUCAGCUGCUGGCAAGCCUCAACAGGGCCGCCAAGUAAAUGUGGAGCUGAGGGGCCCUUCACAACUCAUCUACACAGGGCCACAGCACACUGGGCAGAAUGAAAUGGCUUCCGUACAGCAAAGUGUCAUGAGUUCGAGGCAGCGCGAAGAGCUUGCAAAGCAGAUUGCUUGGAUGAGUGCGAAUGCCCAUACUUUUCCAAGAAACUUGCAAGGCUCGGCAGGGCCUCCCGAUUGGGUUAGAAGAACAGUGCUAUCGGGUGAUGCUUCAAGACCUGCUCAUGCACAGAGUUUCUCACCACAGUCAGAUUUACUGCAAGGAUCUAGCAAUGCACACGCACAACUCCAAGAGCGUGAGCCAUGUUUACUGCAGCAGCAUGAGCGAGGACAACAGUAUGCAGCUAAUACUAAUGCAUCAAGUUUUCUACCUUCACCGUCGGCAAGUUAUGGUUUCCGAGCCGUUCCCAUGGACACUGCAUUGAUUGAAGUAGAAAAAGAAGUACUAGACCGGCUACAGAUGCAAAGUUAUCUCGACCAGAUCGUGCACAAAGUAAAAGCUGGAAAAGCAGCUCCUGUCCAACAGCCAGGACACUCUGAGGCACUGAAACAAAGGCAGCUGUCUCAAAGAGAACUGCUCUUGCGGCAGCAGAUAAAUAAUGCUCUACAUGCAUUUGCAAUAAGUGCACCCCAGAAGGCCCAGCAGUGGCACUUUCAAGCCUAUCAAUCCUACCAGCGACCGCUGCAGGACCCCACUGUAGAGCUCUCAUGCGACUCUUCAGCACAGGCAAGGGUUGACAGGAACAACAGCAGUGCAGGCAUUUCUGAAGAAAGCACUUCAUCAGAAUCCCCUGUAGGAUUCGUGCGACCUUGGACUGCUCAGUCGAAACAGCCCAAGCCUUACUCAGCAUGUCAGGAUACGCUGCAGAGGUGGAAGAAUCGGCAGUUGGAUGGAGCGCCCAAAUCGGGGUUGCCAGAGGAUGCCGCAGAACAAAUUCUAGACGAGUACAGAGUAGAUGCAGACGCCCAUCCUCGGCAGACCACGGAGGCACAAAACCAUGUGUUCAUGCACCAAGUUUUUCUGCCAGAGCCAAAUAGAAACACCGCACAUUGUGAUAUUUCUAAUCACACACCGGUGCCUCAUACAUCUGUGUCAGGGCGAAAAAGGAACAUUGGGGCACGAUCCAAAGUUUCCUCUUCAGCACUAGUGCAACAAGAAGUUUCUGCGCCACAGCAAAGUCCUAACUCAAUGGCAGGGUCUGGUGUACCUGGCAGGGCCUAUAGAGAGCGAAGCACGUCAACAUGGCAUCCACCGACCUCCAUUCAUGAUCCUCCUGCUUAAGCUGAAGUUUCCAGUAGCCAUCUUUCAGAAGAUGGUGGUGGCACUUCUCUUUGACUGCCAAGCCAGCAGAUCUCAAGGGAAGGCUUAGUGCGCCAGCCUGUACCAGGACAACUCCCGAAUUCAGGGCAAGGCAUAUUGCCACAGUGACUGCCUUCUGUGACAGUACACCGCACAUUGUGAUAUUUCGAAUCACAUACCGGUGCCCCAUACAUCUGUAUCAGGGCGAAAAAGGAACAUUGGGGCACGACCCAAAGUUUCCUCUUCAGCACUAGUGCAACAAGAACUUUCUGCGCCACAGCAAAGUCCUAACUCAAUGGCAGGGUCUGGUGUACCUGGCAGGGCCUAUAGAGAGCGAACCACGUCAACAUGGCAUCCACCGACCUCCAUUCAUGAUCCUCCUGCUUAAGCUGAAGUUUCCAGUAGCCAUCUUGCAGAAGAUGGUGGUGGCACUUCUCUUUGACUGCCAAGCCAGCAGAUCUCAAGGGAAGGCUUAGUGUUCCAGCCCGUACCAGGACAACUCCCUUAGUGUUCCAGCCCGUACCAGGACAACUCCCGAAUUCAGGGCAAGGCAUAUUGCCACAGUGACUGCCUUCUGUGACAGUAAAGCUUUGUGUUGGGCAUUAUG